This is a messenger RNA of Dibothriocephalus latus, 1296 nucleotides long. NCBI's taxonomy places the organism in Eukaryota, Metazoa, Platyhelminthes, Cestoda, Diphyllobothriidea, Diphyllobothriidae. The record is from the annotation of a GenBank genome assembly.
AUGGGCGGAUUCCAUUCCAUAAAGACCAGUGGUUACUCUCGAACAAACUCCCUCUUCAUUAUUGUCUCAGCCUGCGUAGUCGGUGGCAUCGUCAUCUUCAUAAACAUCAUGGUCAUCACUUUUCUGUUGAGAAAGAGGCAAAAGCAUAUUCCUCACGGCCGCAAUGGGACGCGAGCACAAUUGUCUUCAUCUGGAGUUCACGGUGGCAGUGGAUACCCGCCCGAAAAAGUCUACGGAUCCGACGCUUUGGGACGACCUGGCGCCGCGGAUAUUUAUGACACAACUUGUGGCUGUCUUUCGAGGGGUCGCUCGCAGGACAACCUGACGCCAGCUAGUGAAAGAUUUUCGCCUGCGCAACAAAGUGGCAAGUACUUCUACUCGGCAGAUCCCUUAUUGGAUCGUAUGAACUCCGACAGUCUCAAGUCUGAUCAGUAUCCAGACGGGCAGGUAGCAGGACACUCCUACGCUUAUCACCCGUACACAGCGGCAACACCUCCUCAGUUCUCCACUUUGCCAACGCAGGGCUAUGGAUUGGGAUCGUCGGCUGUAGCUGCAAGCAAUGGGUACAAUCAUUCCAAUUUUGUUCCAUCGAUUUGCCCCCAGAAGAAGAACGGCACAUUUGCAGAACCGAACCGCUCGACGUAUUCACUCAGGCGCAUGGCACCGCCAAAUCACGUGAAUCAGCAGACAACCUGUCCAGUACAGGUGGGAGUUCCACGAACGCCUACUCAACCUCACAUGCCUCAGGUGCCAGCCUGCUGGUCCAACACCAUGUACUCUUGCUCUCGUCCCUCCCCGAAAAUGGUUCAGACACCAAUGAUGACUUCCUAUGCACCGCCGUUUAGGCCGGCCUCGGGUGAGUUGCGGCGGACUCACAGUUUCAGCGACCUCGGUUCGCCUAGCCCGCGUCAGUCAGAAGUCAGUCUGUUUGGUAGACCAGUAGUUCUCUACACGAUACCACUUCUGAUUUCAGGCUUCAUUGGAUACGCAGAAGAUAUCUACAGGGAAAGACUGGUAGCCUUCCAGAGAGGCGAAAGUCCAACGCGAAAACUUCUAUUGCCAAAUCCUUCAAACUCGAGUUCAAGUAUCAGUUGUCUGGGUGGCCGACCAACACCCGCCAACCAGUUCGGCUCCAUAUCUCCCUUUGAGCAGAACCGAGGAGGAUGCAUGACCAUGGAGCCCGAGCAGUUUCUUGACCAACAAAAUGGAAGCAACGGAUGCGAUGGUUGGCUCAAAGUGGCCAAUCACCAACGAAAGCAGCAACGCACUUCGCUAUCCUCUGACUGCAUAGUCUGA